AUGAUGUCGAAUAGACGCGCUACAAACUCUGCUGUUUCUACUGCCAAUUAUUUAUAUUUAAAUGAAGAUUCAAUACCAGAUGAAUUAAAAUGUACAAUAUGCCAAGAGCCAUUUAUUAAUCCUUUCAAUGGAACAAAAUGUGGUCAUACAUUUUGCGAAUCAUGUAUUGACAAUUGGUUUAGACACAACUCUUCAUGUCCGACUUGCAGAGCAACUACACAAUUUGUCCCGGUAACUUCACGUGCCAUUCUUGGUCAAUUAGAUCGUCUUCUUGUUCGCUGUCGUCAAUGUAAUAAUGGAAAUAUUCAACGUGGUAAUCUGGCUGAUCAUAUCAAAUCUCAAUGUCCUCAUACUGUUGUGAAAUGUAAAGCAGCUGAUUUGAAAUGUCAAUGGCAAGGAAAUCGAGAACAAUCGGUACAACAUGCAGCUGUUUGUCCUUUGUUACAGAUUCGUCCAGCAAUUGAAGAAAUGAGAGCAGAUCUCGCUGCUCAAGCAGAACAACUUCGAAUAUUUAUGGACGAAGUACGAGAUCAAUUCAAUCGUUUAGAACGACAGCAACAAACUAGUUCUAGUAAACAAGUGAAUAUAAACUCCAAAGGAACACGUGUGGAAGAGAUGACUGAACAAGAACGUUUUAAUAUAGUCAACAACGAUUUGAGACGUACGUGGAGUAGAGUAUUUUGCUAUAGAUAUUUUGGAAACAUCGAAUGUAAUUUCUGUAAAUCAAAAUCUCAACAAGGUUUUGUAUGUCUGCUAUGCUCAUGUUCCGUUGCUCGACAGAAUAUUCGUGCUCAUGAUUACAGUGGAAAGGAGAGCGAUGUGAUUUGUCGAAUUUGCUUCGACAAAUACCAAUCUAAGAUGUAUUUUAACAUAUAA
Adineta ricciae is the source of this 876-nucleotide messenger RNA. The record is from the annotation of a GenBank genome assembly. NCBI's taxonomy places the organism in Eukaryota, Metazoa, Rotifera, Eurotatoria, Adinetida, Adinetidae.